Molecule: messenger RNA, 2616 nt
Organism: Lathyrus oleraceus (garden pea)
Lineage: Eukaryota; Viridiplantae; Streptophyta; Magnoliopsida; Fabales; Fabaceae
Exons: 4
Coding region: 1-2616 (871 amino acids)
Source: RefSeq, a predicted model, not a curated record
AUGUCUAGUCCACCUUCACCUAGAACAGCAGCUUUAACUGUUCAGAUCGCAGCCAUGAGUGACAAUUUUGAAAUAUUGUUAAGAGAACAAGGUGAACGACUUCAACAAAGAAUUGAUGAGUUGGAAAGGAGGCCCCAAAAUUCUAAUGAUGGUAGUGGUGAUGAGGAGGAAAGAAGACGUAGAAGGAGACAAGGGGGAGAUAAUUUGAGGGGCAUAAAAAUUAAAGUUCCAACUUUUAUUGGGAAGAGUGACCCGAAGGCAUAUCUAGAAUGGGAGACUAAACUUGAACAAAUUUUUAAUUGUCACAAUUAUUCUAAUCUUGAAAAAGUGGAGGUUUCUUCUAUUGAGUUCAAGGAGUAUGCCUUAGUUUGGUGGGAUCAAUUGACCAAAGAUAGAAGGAGGUAUGCAGAACGACCAAUUGAUACUUGGGAAGAGAUGAAAAGAAUCAUGAGGAGAAGGUUUGUCCCUUCCUAUUAUCAUAGGGAAUUGCACAACAAAUUGCAAAGACUCACUCAAGGUUCUAAAAGUGUUGAAGAAUAUUUCAAGGAGAUGGAAGUUCUCAAAAUUAGAGCUAAUGUAGAGGAGGACGAUGAAGCAACUCUGGCUAGAUUUCUCCAUGGUCUAAAUCAUGAUAUUAGUGACAUAGUGGAACUUCAUCACUAUGUUGAAAUGGAUGAAUUGGUACACCAAGCUAUCAAAGUAGAACAACAACUCAAAAGAAAGAGCCAAGCAAGGAGAAAUUCCACCACUUUCAAUUCUCAAAGUUGGAAGGACAAAACAAAGAAGGAGGGUGCUUCAUCAUCUAAGGAAGCCACGGUUGAAAACAAAGGUAAAACUAUUACAUCUUCUUCUUCAAGUGUUUCAACUAACAAAAGUGUUAAGUGUUUCAAGUGUCAAGGCCAAGGACAUAUUGCAUCUCAAUUUCCAACAAAGAGAACUAUGCUUAUGGAAGAAAAUGAAGAAAUUGUUGAAGAGGAGGAUGGUGAUUAUGAUGAGGAGUUUGAAGAAGAAAUACCCAGUGGAGAUUUACUCAUGGUGAGAAGAAUGUUGGGAAGCCAAAUAAAGGAGGAGGAUACAAGUCAAAGAGAAAACCUUUUUCAUACAAGAUGCUUUGUGCAAGGAAAGGUUUAUUCUUUAAUAAUUGAUGGAGGAAGUUGUACAAAUGUUGCAAGCACGCGUCUGGUUUCUAAACUAAAAUUGGAAACAAAACCUCACCCUAAGCCUUACAAACUCCAAUGGCUUAAUGAAAGUGUAGAAAUGCUUGUUAAUAAACAAGUUGAGAUUUGUUUUAAAAUUGGAAAAUAUGAGGAUGUAGUGUUGUGUGAUGUAGUACCAAUGGAAGCUAGUCAUUUGUUAUUAGGUAGGCCUUGGCAAUUUGAUAGAAAAGCCAAUCAUGAUGGGUACUCCAAUAAGUACUCUUUUAUGUAUCAUGAUCAAAAGAUCAAUCUUGUACCGUUAAAUCCUAGUGAGUCUAUUUUGCAGGAAUUUAAAGAAUUGUUUCCGGAAGAGGUGCCAAGUGGUUUACCACCUAUAAGAGGAAUUGAACAUCAUAUUGAUCUCAAUCCAGGAGCAUCUUUGCCUAAUAGGCCAGCAUAUAGAAGCAAUCCACAACAAACUCAAGAGAUACAAAGGCAAGUUGUUGAAUUGAUAAGUAAAGGAUGGGUAAGAGAAAGUUUAAGUCCUUGUGCUGUCCCUAUUAUUCUAGUCCCUAAAAAGGAUGGUAGUUUGAGGAUGUGCACUGAUUGUAGGGCCAUUAACAAUAUUACCAUUAAAUAUAGGCAUCCUAUUCCUAGACUAGAUGAUUUGCUUGAUGAAUUGUUUGGUGCAUGCUUAUUUUCUAAAAUUGAUUUGAAAAAUGGAUAUCACCAAAUUAGAAUAAGGGAAGGGGAUGAAUGGAAAACUGCUUUUAAAACAAAAUUUGGUUUGUAUGAGUGGAUGGUUAUGCCUUUUGGAUUAACUAAUGCACCUAGUACUUUCAUGAGACUAAUGAACCAUGUGUUAAGGGAGUUCUUGGGUUACAUUGUAAGCUCUAAAGGAGUCCAUGUUGAUGAGGAAAAGGUGAAAGCCAUUCGAGAGUGGCCUCCUCCCAAAAAUGGACAAGGUAAGUUGAAUAAGAGGCAUGCCAAGUGGGUUGAGUUUCUUGAACAAUUUCCUUAUGUAAUCAAGCAUAAGAAAGGUAAAUCUAAUGUUGUGGCAGAUGCACUCUCAAGAAGACAUGUCUUGCUUUCUACUCUUGAAACAAAAGUUUUUGGUCUUGAGCAUAUUAAAGAUUUGUAUAAAAGUGACCUUGAAUUUUCUUCAAAAUUUUUAGCUUGUGAGCAUACUGCCUUCAAUGGGUAUUUUAGGCACAAUGGCUAUUUAUUUAAAGAAAAAAAACUAUGUGUGCCUAAAGGUUCCAUUAGAGAAUUACUUGUAAAAGAGACGCAUGAGGGAGGACUAAUGGGUCAUUUUGGGGUUUCUAAAACUCUAGAAUUCUUAAAAGAACAUUUUUAUUGGCCUCACAUGAAAAUUGAUGUCCAAAAGCUUUGUGAAAGAUGCAUUGUGUGUAAAAAGGCUAAAUCAAAAGUUAUGCCUCAUGGUUUGUAUACUCCUUUGCCUGUACCUGAAUUUCCUUAG